Messenger RNA from Nicotiana tabacum (common tobacco), 2231 nucleotides. RefSeq names its product vinorine synthase-like. The record is from RefSeq and is a predicted model, not a curated record. NCBI's taxonomy places the organism in Eukaryota, Viridiplantae, Streptophyta, Magnoliopsida, Solanales, Solanaceae.
CCGAAACCUUUCCCCUUCCUCGUAGAGAUAUAGAGAGAUAGAGAGGUUGUUUCAAAUACCCCUUCGACAAUAGACGGUACUUGGGAGUUAUAUAAAAAGCACAAACAUGAUACAUCUCUGUAUAUUAGGUAUAAUAGUUGCAUAAUUGAGUGCAACAACCAAAGACAAAAGUAGCCAGAGAUCAAACUAAAGUUAGACAUGGAAAGAAAGAUUGAGAUUGUUUGUGUGGAGUUCAUUAAACCUGUUUCUCGCACUCCCAGUCACCUUAAAUGCUUCGAAUUCUCUAUUUUGGAUCAACACGUACUAACCAUACCUGUUCCCUUAGCUCUAUUUUAUCCUCCUCCUCCCCUGUAUGUUGGCGAAUCGCUGCGGGCAGCUAAUUUAUCAAGAUUACUUGUAUUGAAGAAAUCUUUGUCUGAAACACUUGCUCGCUUUUACCCUUUUGCUGGUCGAAUCAAGAACAACUCAAUUGAAUGCAACGACGAUGUGGUGCCUUUUUACGAGGCUUUUGCUCAUAAUUAUCAGUUGGAAGAUGUUCUUAGAAAGGCUGCAGAUGUCAAUAAAAAGUUCCUCCCCAGUACUGUUGAAGAGGCCCGAUCAUUACUGCCUGAUUCAGCCUUAUAUCCUCCCCUGCUUGUUCAAGUCACUUUUUUUGAGUGUGGAAGUAUGGCUAUUGGUAUAUGUGCUUCUCACAAAGUUGCUGAUCGUGCCACAUUGUGCACCCUCAUCAGUGCCUGGUCAACAAUUGCCCGAGGUAGCCCCGAUUAUCUGGUUCCCGAAUUUGUUGCAGCUGCUAAAUUCUUGCCACCACCAAUUUCCCAUGUUCCACCCAAGCCUAUUAUGCCUGAAGUAAUAAUCAAAGUCCUUUUUGAUAAGCAACGUGUCACUAAAAUUUUUGCCUUUGAUGCUUCAACUAUAACAUCACUCAAGGGUAAGGCUGUCAGCGGUUCAGUACAAGCGCCUACUCGUGUUGAAGUAGUAUCAGCUUUGAUCUGGAAAUGUGCCAUGGUUGUUUCAGGGAAUGAGAUCAGAAGGUUAUCUCAAUUGGUGCACAAUGUAAAUAUACGAAAGAGGUUAGUCCCUCCGUUACCAAACCAUAGUGUAGGAAACGUUGUUGCAAUUAGCACAGCAUGUAAAGGUGAGAAUGAUGGCUCUGAUUUGCUCACUUUGGUCACUUGUAUAAGGAAAGCAUUAUCAGAAAUGAGUUCAGAAUUUGCGGAUAAACAGAAUCAACAAGAGGCAAUUUUGACCAUUCCCUAUGUCAACGCAGAGUUUGCUGCAGCACGUUUUGGAGGCGAGAUAGAGAUAAUACAUAUGAGUAGCUUGUGUGGCUACCAAUUUUAUGAUGUUGAUUUUGGCUGGGGAAGACCUUCAUGGGUAAAUCCAAUUAAAGAUAUAGGCAUAAAUGUUGUUAUAUUGAUGGAUUCAAGAGAUAGUGGUGGAGUAGACGCAUGGAUAUGCUUGAAGGACAAAGACAGUAUGACAGUUUUUGAGCAUGAGCUAGAGCUGCAGCUGCUUGCAUUUGGAUCUGCCAAAUAAUUGAAGAGCUUGCUGCAUCAGAUUCGACAUGAUCUGAUCCAAGGUGAUCAAAUGCUGGAGAUGAUCAGCUGCGUCUGCCUCUGUCUCUGCCUCUACCUCUGCUAGUGCGAUCCCUGUGUGGCGGCGCUUGUGCUCGAAGUACAGCAAGAUAAGCCAUGCUCCGUAGCCAAAAGCAGAGGCAACGAGAAACACCACAAGUACGUAGCCCAAAACUUUUGCUGCUCAAUAUUCAUAUUUUUUCUUAGCUAAAAUGGGUUUAGUUACUAGUAUUAGAAAAUGUGUUAGCUGGUGAGAAAGAUGAAAGAGAAGGGCGUAGAUUUCUGCCUGUUAUGUGUUUGUGAAAAUGUGGAGAUGAAAUUUUGGGGAAUAUUUCGUGAUGGGGUAAAAGAGAGAGAUGAGAGGAAGAAAAGUGAAAGAUAGAGAAAGGUGGCAAAAUCAAAUCCCUUGCCAUGAUUUUCUUCCAAAAACAGUCUAACCUUUCCCAAAAAGGUACAUUUCUCCUCUUAACGUGCCGGCUUCCCCCUUCCCCUUUCUGGAAAUUUUAAUUAACUAUUCACAAAGAAAUUUUUUUGUGGCAAGGUGGGUUGCUCUGAUGGUAAGCAUCCUCCACUUCCCACUUUUAACCAAGAGGUUGUGAGUUCGAGUCACCUCAAGAGCAAGGUGGUGAGUUCUUGGAUGAAAGGAUGCCGAGA